This is a messenger RNA of Nylanderia fulva, 525 nucleotides long. The record is from RefSeq and is a predicted model, not a curated record. Lineage: Eukaryota; Metazoa; Arthropoda; Insecta; Hymenoptera; Formicidae.
AUGUCUCGCCGAACAAUACAGUCGGCAUCGUCGCCGUCAUCGUCAAUGGCAUCGUCGGCAUCGUCGCCAUCGGCAUCACCGUCGGCAUUGGUAUCGUUCCCGGCAUCGUUCUCGGCAUCGGCAUCGGCAUCGGCAUUGCCGUUGUCGGCACCGGCAUGGUCGCCGUCGGCACCGGCAUCGUCUCCGUCGUCGUCGUCGUCGUCGGCACCGGCAUGGUCGCCGUCGGCACCGGCAUCGUCUCCGUCGUCGUCGUCGUCGACACUGGCAUGGCCGGCAUCGUUAUUGGCAUCGUCGCCAUUGGCAUCGACAUCGGCAUCGGCAUCAUCGUCGGCAUUGCCGUUGUCGGCACCGGCAUGGUCGCCGUCGGCACCGGCAUGGUCGCCGUCGGCACCGGCAUGGUCGCCGUCGGCACCGGCAUGGUCGCCGUCGGCACCGGCAUUGUCUCCGUCGUCGUCGUCGUCGUCGGCACCGGCAUAGUCGCCGUCGGCACCGGCAUUGUCUUCGUCGUCGUCGUCGUGGUCGCCA